CCUCUUUCUUUGAGCAUUCGCUAGGUGAGGCGCUCGCUGGGCCCAGCUCAGUCCACUGAUGAACCCGUACCACCAGCAAACUCAUUUUCUGUUGAUACACAACAAGAACUGCUGUGUGUUCCGGGACGACUUCAUUGCCAACGUCCUGCCACCGGUGUUGGUGCUGGAGUUUGUGUUUGGGCUCUUGGGCAAUGGCCUUGCUCUGUGGAUUUUCUGCUUCCACCUCAAGUCCUGGAAAUCCAGCCGGAUUUUCCUGUUCAACUUGGCCGUGGCUGACUUUCUCCUGAUCAUCUGUCUGCCGUUCUUGACGGAUAACUAUGUGAGGAAGUGGGACUGGAGGUUUGGGGACAUUCCUUGUCGGCUGAUGCUGUUCAUGUUGGCCAUGAACCGCCAAGGCAGCAUCAUCUUCCUCACGGUGGUGGCCGUGGACAGGUACUUCCGGGUGGUCCAUCCCCACCAUGCUCUGAACAAGAUCUCUAAUCGAACGGCGGCCAUCAUCUCCUGCCUCCUGUGGGUCCUCACCAUCGGCCUGACGGUUCACCUCCUGUACAACAAUAUGCUAAUCAAGAAUCACGACGCGAAUUUGUGCAGCAGCUUUAGCAUCUGUCACAUCUUCAGGUGGCACGAUGCCAUGUUCCUCCUGGAGUUCUUCCUGCCCCUGAGCAUCAUCCUGUUCUGCUCGGUCAGAAUCAUCUGGAGCCUGCGGCAGAGACAAAUGGACAGGCAUGCCAAAAUCAAAAGGGCCAUCAACUUCAUCAUGGUGGUGGCCAUUGUCUUCAUCAUCUGCUUCCUGCCCAGUGUGGCUGUGCGCAUACGCAUUUUCUGGCUCCUGCACACCGUGGGUACCAAGGACUGUGACAUCUAUAGCUCGGCUGACCUGGCGUUUUUCAUCACCCUCAGCUUCACCUAUAUGAACAGCAUGCUGGACCCUUUGGUGUACUAUUUCUCCAGCCCAUCUUUUCCCAACUUCUUCUCCACUUUGAUCAACCGCUAUCUCCGGAAGAAGACUCCAGAGGAGCCAGACAAUAACCGGAGCACUAGCGUCGAGCUCACGGAGGAUUUGAGUGCUACCAGGAGUGUUUCAGGUGCUUUAAUGGCCAACCCCAGUGAGCCAUGGAGCCCCCCUUACCUGACUCCGACUUCUCGUUAAAUAACCACGCCAAGAAGGGAGACUGUCGCCAAGAUUUCUGGAGAAACAGUUUGGCUGGUGCGCACAGUAACAUCAUUAGACUUGGCCUGAGGUUUCCUGGAACUUCCGGAUUCAGAGAAUCUGAUUUAGAGAAGCGGUAUGGCAGAGUGGGCCACAGACACCCUGGAGGAAUGGCGAGUCAAGCUUCUGUGCAUCUGAAAAUUCCGCUCCAUCGCAGACACUUGCAGAAGUGAAGAUGGCAAAACUGUUCAUGUUUCUGCCCAGUGGAGUUGGAACCACAGAGACAGCCACCAGCACCCCGGAAGUCACGGGUCCCUUCCCUUCACCUGCCUGAGACUUGGAUGCUUCUCGGCUCUUGGGGCCAGACCGACCCUGUUCAUGGCUCUGGCCGGGGAAAGGAGAGCCAAGUGAUUGGAGGGCAGUUACGGCCUUGGACGGGGCACAGGCCGUAUUACACAAGCCAGCAGAUCGCCUGGGGUCCGUGGGACUGGUUUGUCUUUACCGAGCUCUAGCAGAAACGAACUAGACAAAGAGACUCGUGAACUCGGGUUAACGUCUGAGUUUGCAGUGGUGCUAAGAAGGGGAUUAGCCCAGAGAGGUACUGAGCCAAACGGUGUGACUCAGAGAAAGGAAAAGGCAUUUGUGCUACAACCUGCAAGGAAUCCGUUCUCUUUCUUGUUUGCGCUAUUUGAAGGUUGAGCAGAUAAAAGGCUUCAGGGAAGAGAGCUGCUUCCCACCUCUGUUUGCUUUUAUCAUUAAAAGAGAAAUGCUGUCCAGUGCUUAGAGGGGGAAGAUUACUCCUGGUUCAUUUGCUUAUAUUUCUGUACUUAUGAGAAAUCUACCACUUCAAUAAACGGAUAUGAGAU
Pteropus alecto (black flying fox) is the source of this 2016-nucleotide messenger RNA. RefSeq names its product hydroxycarboxylic acid receptor 2. Lineage: Eukaryota; Metazoa; Chordata; Mammalia; Chiroptera; Pteropodidae. The transcript has a single exon. Gene Ontology annotation, molecular function: G protein-coupled receptor activity. Bases 59 to 1150 code for a protein of 363 amino acids. Gene Ontology annotation, biological process: G protein-coupled receptor signaling pathway. The record is from RefSeq and is a predicted model, not a curated record. Gene Ontology annotation, cellular component: membrane.